ACGGAGGGAGUGCUAUUUUAAGAAUAUAAUUUCAAAUAAUAUAAAGAUUAGUUUGACUCCAAUUCCUAUACCAAAACUAAUUUCCUCGAAACUCUUUUUUAUAUUCCUUUUUUUGAGUUAUAUGAAAAGUCACCUUGUUGGAACAAACCAAAAUUGUUUAUGAUUUGGUAUUUUAGAAGUUUUUAUAAUUCAUGUCUAAAUAGGAUUUAUAGUUUAAAUUAUUUAUUGACUAAGUUUUCUAGCUAAUAUAAGUUAUAGAACAAAGGAGGACUUCACAAGUUUUUUUGUGUUUUAGUAAAAAAAUAUAGAAGAUGAUCAAUCAAUCAGACAUAAUAAGUCUCCGGUUAUUGGAGGCUAGUGAUGCUGGUGAUUUUAUGGAAUGGUGUUCGGAUGAAAACAUUAACAAGUUUUCUCAGCAACUUACUUUCAAAUCGAAAGAAGACGCGAUGAUUCACCUAGCUAAAUAUAUUGUACCACGACGAUGGUUCAGAGCAAUUUGCUUAAAUGGCAAUCCAAUUGGUUAUAUUUCUGUAUCACCUUUACGUGAUGGAAGUGAUAAGUCGAAGGGUGAAAUUAAAUACGUGUUAUCAUCAAAGUAUUGGGGCAGAGGAAUCGCGACCAAGGCUGUGAAGAUGAUGGUGGCCACCAUCUUCGUAGACUCGCCACUAAUGAACAGGCUUGAGGGUAAGGUUGAUAUUGAGAAUAUAGGAUCACAAAGGGUAUUGGAGAAGGCUGGUUUUACAAAGGAAUGUGUUUUGAGGAAGUAUUAUUAUUUUAACGGGAAACUAAGUGAUCUUGUUAUAUUUAGUCUUUUACCUACCGAUCAACUUACUUGAGUCGAGGGGUGUAUCAACUUUAUUUAUCUUGUAAAUAGGAUUU
Messenger RNA from Solanum pennellii, 879 nucleotides. RefSeq lists its product as uncharacterized. The transcript has a single exon. The coding region runs from base 312 to 836 and encodes 174 amino acids. NCBI's taxonomy places the organism in Eukaryota, Viridiplantae, Streptophyta, Magnoliopsida, Solanales, Solanaceae. The record is from RefSeq and is a predicted model, not a curated record. Gene Ontology annotation, molecular function: acyltransferase activity, transferring groups other than amino-acyl groups.